Messenger RNA from Chenopodium quinoa (quinoa), 2150 nucleotides. RefSeq lists its product as uncharacterized. Bases 187 to 1800 code for a protein of 537 amino acids. The record is from RefSeq and is a predicted model, not a curated record. Gene Ontology annotation, molecular function: nucleoside diphosphate kinase activity. The transcript has 16 exons. Lineage: Eukaryota; Viridiplantae; Streptophyta; Magnoliopsida; Caryophyllales; Amaranthaceae. Gene Ontology annotation, biological process: CTP biosynthetic process; UTP biosynthetic process; GTP biosynthetic process.
AAUAAGACGUAUUCUUCUACCAUUGGUCAAUCUCAUAUUUUUAAUUCUUAAACCAGCAUUAAACACAACAAAAAAAACCACGAACUCAAACCCCCUUUCCCUUUCUUCAAUCUCUCCCCUCAAUCGCCAACCCCCUUCGCUCCAAUCUCCAUUAACAAGCCAAUUUGCAAAAUAGGAAUUUCAUUGAUGGGUGAUGGUCCUAGAACUAUAGAGAUCAUACCAGAUUAUUUUGAGGCUUCAGCUUCCGCUUCCGCAGAUUCUCCCCUACCCAGAAGUUCAGAUACCUCAGUAUCUGGUGAAGAUUCUCCUCAUACAUCAACAUCUGGCACAACAUCUCAUUUAGAUAGACAUUCAUUUUUCUCAAAUACAACUGUCAACAGUGCCUCCAGCAUAGUUCAGAAUCGUUCAUUUUCUAGGAACAAGUUGAAAACUGCUUCAUUCAUGUUGAGGUUAUUUAGUUUGAAGGGACUACGAAAUAUCACUGGUCUUAAUGGUGAAGAAAAGGUUGAGCUGAGUGCUGUAGAACUAGAAUCCCUUCGGUCAGAACUUGCUGAUGUAGAAGAAAGAGAGGCUCAUUUCAAAGCACAGUUGGAACAUCUUGAUGAAAUCUUGCGGCGGGCUCGACUAUCAGGAUACUUAAAUAUGAGAACACGAUGGGCGGCACUACCUGGCGAGCUACCUCCUAUUGAUGAUUGUGAUGUCGAUGACUGGGUUCCUCGCUUUACAGUCCUGCAAGGAUCAUGCAUCUUCUUUUACUUGUCUUCUACAGAUUUGAGUCCUCAGGAUUCAGCUCUUCUCUCCGACAUUGAUGAAGUAGGUUCAUUGCCAUGCAUAGUUCGAGAAGGUGAAGAAAUUUGGCACUGCUUUUACAUUGUUACACGUUAUGGACUCAGAAUUGAAUGUUCUAGCGAUUCUGAGAUACAGGUUGAUUCUUGGUUAAGAGCAUUACGAACAGAGUGCAAGCUUGGACCUGAUAAAACUGACCCCGGUGAUCAAAAUUGUGAAAGCAACGUUCAGCAAUGUAUAUAUGAAGGUUGUGGCUAUGAGCCUAUGAGUAAAAGAGGAGAAACGGAAGGGAAGGAGCAGAGAAAAAUGAGGUCCCACUUUUACAGAUCUGCUUCUAAGGCUGCUCGCUCUUUCCUCUCUUCUUCUAAGAACUCCGCCUCUCGCUUCGUCCCUGAAGGACGAACUGUUGCUGCUACUGCUGCUGUAUCCUUGAGAGGAAAAGCGUCUCACUUGGCUUCUCUUGGAGGAGCCAAUGCAUCCGGAACGUGGUUGUCCACCGCAUUGGCCAUCCCUGCAGCAGCUUACUUGCUUCAGGACCAGGAAGCUUAUGCUGCAGAGAUGGAGCGUACUUUCAUUGCUAUCAAACCUGAUGGAGUACAGAGAGGGCUGAUCUCAGAAAUCGUAGCACGUUUUGAGCGAAAGGGUUUCAAGCUUGUUGCUAUCAAAGUAGUGGUUCCCUCAAAGGAUUUUGCCCAGAAGCAUUAUCAUGAUCUGUCAGAGAGGCCUUUCUUCAACGGACUCUGUGAUUUUCUGAGCUCUGGCCCGGUGGUUGCUAUGGUUUGGGAAGGCGAGGGGGUGAUUAAAUACGGAAGGAAACUCAUUGGAGCCACAGACCCACAGAAAUCAGAACCAGGAACCAUCAGAGGUGACCUUGCAGUCGUCGUUGGAAGAAAUAUUAUCCAUGGAAGUGAUGGCCCAGAAACAGCUAAGGAUGAAAUCAAGCUUUGGUUCAAGCCUGAGGAAUUGGUCAGUUACACACACAAUGCUGAGAAAUGGAUCUACGGAGACAACUGAAGCAAUUGUAGGGGUUAUUGAUGUAUCAAAUUAACCCUGUUUUCCUUAUUGCAGCUUUACUUAGGUCCCAUACAAUUGGGAUAGAAACAAAGUUUUACGACAAUAAAUUAUAGGCCCUGAUUUCAUCACAUUACUUACUCAUGGGAUUAGAUUUCUGCAAUAAUGUAUUUCAGCUCCUUAAUUUUGUUCAACCAAAUACAACUUUUAGAUUGAAAUGUUGAGGAAAGUGAGCUGACCAUGCUGUUUAUCAGUUUAUGUGGCUAAAAAGUUUCCUAAUUUUAUAUUUGGCAGAUCUUUGGAUGUUGAACUUCCUUGGUUUGAAGGAUCAGCAUCACAGCAUGUGUUUUAUG